CUCUAAAACCCUCAUCUCUCUUCUUUACCAGGGUUUGCUUCUGCGAUUUCGUUCUGUAGGCAGUUUCUCUCUUUCUCUCUCUCCAUUUCUCUGUGCUUGUGUUCGCCGUCACCGGAAGCAUGUCCCUGCGAGUGCUGAACCCUAAUGCCGAGGUGCUUAACAAAUCGGCGGCAUUGCACAUGAACAUCAAUGCCGCCAAGGGCUUGCAGGAUGUCCUCAAGACCAACCUCGGUCCCAAGGGAACCAUCAAAAUGUUGGUUGGUGGGGCUGGGGACAUUAAGCUCACUAAAGACGGGAACACUCUCUUGAAAGAAAUGCAAAUCCAAAACCCAACAGCAAUCAUGAUUGCUAGGACAGCUGUUGCCCAAGAUGACAUUAGUGGAGACGGCACAACUUCUACUGUGAUCUUUAUUGGUGAACUUAUGAAACAAUCUGAGCGUUACAUAGAUGAAGGUAUGCAUCCACGUGUCUUGGUUGAUGGUUUUGAGAUUGCAAAAAGAGCAACUCUACAAUUCCUUGAAAAAUUCAAGACUCCUGUUGUGAUGGGUGGUGAGCCUGACAAAGAGAUUCUCUGUAUGGUUGCAAGGACAACCCUUAGGACAAAGUUAUACGAGGCACUGGCUGAUCAAUUGACUGAUGUAGUUGUUAAUUCGGUUUUAUGCAUCCGGAAGCCUGAGGAAGCAAUUGAUUUGUUUAUGGUGGAGAUUAUGCACAUGAGGCACAAGUUUGAUGUAGACACACGCUUGGUUGAGGGUCUUGUUCUUGAUCAUGGUUCCAGGCACCCUGAUAUGAAGCGACGUGCAGAGAAUUGUUAUAUACUAACAUGCAAUGUGUCUUUGGAGUAUGAUAAAAGUGAAAUAAAUGCAGGUUUUUUCUACUCAAAUGCUGAACAAAGAGAGGCCAUGGUUGCAGCUGAAAGGCGCCAGGUUGAUGAAAAAGUUAAAAAAAUUAUUGAACUGAAAAAUAAGGUAUGUUCUGGUAAUGAUAGCAACUUUGUUGUUAUCAAUCAGAAAGGAAUUGAUCCCCCAUCACUUGACCUUCUUGCCAGGGCAGGGAUAAUUGCCCUUCGGAGGGCGAAGAGAAGAAACAUGGAGAGAUUGAUUUUGGCCUGUGGAGGAGAGGCAGUAAACUCUGUAGAUGAUUUGACUCCUGAAUGUCUUGGUUGGGCAGGAUUGGUGUAUGAGCAUGUCCUUGGUGAAGAAAAAUAUACAUUUGUAGAGAAUGUGAAGAAUCCUCAUUCAUGCACAAUCUUGAUUAAAGGUCCCAAUGACCAUACUAUUGCUCAGAUUAAAGAUGCAGUUCGUGAUGGUUUGAGAGCAGUAAAGAAUACGAUAGAGGAUGAAUCCGUUGUCUUAGGGGCUGGUGCAUUUGAAGUUGCUGCUAGGCAAUAUCUAGUGAAUGAAGUCAAGAAAACAGUUCAAGGGCGUGCACAACUUGGUGUUGAGGCUUUUGCUGAUGCGCUUCUUGUGGUUCCCAAGACCCUUGCUGAGAAUUCAGGACUUGACACACAAGAUGUGAUCAUUGCUCUCACAGGAGAACAUGACAGAGGAAAUACAGUGGGAUUGAACCAACACACAGGAGAACCAUUAGACCCCCAAAUGGAGGGCAUUUUUGACAACUACUCCGUCAAGCGCCAAAUCAUAAACUCUGGGCCAGUUAUAGCUUCUCAGUUACUAUUGGUAGAUGAGGUGAUUAGAGCCGGACGCAACAUGAGAAAGCCAACGUAAGGGGGAUGCAGCAAUGCUCUUUGGCCGUGAAAAUGAACCGGACUGCUUUUACUCCUGUUUUAUUUGCCCCCUUUUUUAAUCCCAUCAUGGACUUUGUAAUAUAGAUGUGUUGAGUGAAUUUUGGUUCAUUAUACUUUUGAAAUAUACAAGCAAUGAUUUAGUAGAUUAUGUGGUUGUAUGGUGCUUGAAGCAUGUUACACAUUAUAUCAUUUUUUACUGGUUGAAACUGGAUUCCAUA
Messenger RNA from Prosopis cineraria, 1965 nucleotides. Its product is annotated as T-complex protein 1 subunit zeta 1. Gene Ontology annotation, biological process: protein folding. Gene Ontology annotation, cellular component: chaperonin-containing T-complex. Gene Ontology annotation, molecular function: ATP-dependent protein folding chaperone; ATP binding; ATP hydrolysis activity. The transcript is spliced from 15 exons. The coding region runs from base 120 to 1727 and encodes 535 amino acids. The record is from RefSeq and is a predicted model, not a curated record. NCBI's taxonomy places the organism in Eukaryota, Viridiplantae, Streptophyta, Magnoliopsida, Fabales, Fabaceae.